AUGUUGGAUCAGUACCUCCAACUGGUGGCAUAUAGUAUGGGUUGUCACUCCCUGGAGACCAGAAGUAUUAAAAAAAUAAGAAAGCCAAAGCCUUGGAAGCAUACGGAAUCAAUAACUAGAGCUCAGCUUGUACAGAUGCGUGAAGAAUUUUGGGACACUGCUCCACACUAUGGUGGCCGAAGAGAAAUGGUCAGUGUCACAGCAAGUUACCACCCAGUUCUGUUUCAUAUGUGCUGA
Thlaspi arvense is the source of this 237-nucleotide messenger RNA. Lineage: Eukaryota; Viridiplantae; Streptophyta; Magnoliopsida; Brassicales; Brassicaceae. The record is from the annotation of a GenBank genome assembly.